Colletotrichum scovillei is the source of this 947-nucleotide messenger RNA. RefSeq names its product VPS28 protein. The transcript is spliced from 3 exons. Gene Ontology annotation, biological process: protein transport to vacuole involved in ubiquitin-dependent protein catabolic process via the multivesicular body sorting pathway. Gene Ontology annotation, molecular function: protein-containing complex binding. Gene Ontology annotation, cellular component: ESCRT I complex. Bases 114 to 824 code for a protein of 236 amino acids. NCBI's taxonomy places the organism in Eukaryota, Fungi, Ascomycota, Sordariomycetes, Glomerellales, Glomerellaceae. The record is from RefSeq and is a predicted model, not a curated record.
GGCUCUGCGACACACCUGUCUGCACCAUCACUUGCUACCUGAGAGCUCCCACAACAGCUCAAAAGCUGUCUGACGACCAUGAAGCCGAACACGAUACAAACACAGCUGCGAAGAUGAUGCCCCGGCAACCCUAUGCGCCGACACCGCAUAGCUAUAUUCCAAAUACCACAUUAUCGGCAACCAUCAAUCUCGAUGAGGAGGUGAAGCUAGCCGACACACGCGCCGAGCGCGACCUGCAAGACUCGCUCGCCGAGAUCUUUAGCAUUAUUGUCACUCUCGACGAGCUCGAGAAGGCUUUCCUAAAAGAUGCGAUCCCCGAGGCCGAUUACACCGAGAUCUGCGAGCGCUCCCUGAAGCAGUACAAGUCCAUUUUAGCAGACGAGACCGUGGCAAAAGCCUUUGUGGGCUUGGAGGAAUUCAAGGCAGAAUGGGAUCUCGAAGUCCCCCGCGCAACAGAGCGCAUCCGCGUCGGCAUGCCCUCGACAACCGUGACAGCCUCAUCAAGCGCUGCUCCGGCCCCCACGGCCGCCGGUAAUACGAGUGGCACGCUUAUUCUAGAAGCGACGCAGGAGUUCAUCACCUUCCUCGACGCCGUGAAGCUGGGACUCCUCUCCAAGGACCAGCUGCACCCCCUGCUCUCCGACGUCAUCCAGUCCGUCAACAAGGUCACCGACCGCGACUUUGACAGCAGGGGCAAGAUUGUGCAGUGGCUCAUCACGCUGAACCAGAUGAAGGCCACGGACGAGCUGAGCGAGCAGCAGGCCCGCGAGCUCGAGAUGGACAUCCAGCAGGCUUACCAGGGGUUCAAGAGUACUCUCACAUAAACAAAAAGGGUGGAAGGUUUCGAGAGAGGAGAAGUGUAUGUUGAGAGGAAUAUUCUGUUCUUCCUUGUUGAUAGAUACCAAUGCAGAGCGAAUCCCACCCAGGUCUUGAUUUUUAACCAGCCG